UACGACGAUUUUGUUCAAGUUAUGAUACCAAAUGGUCAAAUUUUGUUCAUUGGUGGAAAACUUGGUAAUGAACACCAGUCAAUGAAAAGUUUACUAACUUAUGAUAGUAAUAAAGAUACUUGGCAAAUAACGAACACAGUAGGUGCAGCACCUCAAGAACGUACCAAGCAUACAGCUGUUUCAACUUCGGAUGGACGUGUAAUUUUAUUUGGUGGAAUAAUAAAUAAUGUACCAGCUUUACCACAAUUAGCGGUAUUAGAUACUUCAAAAGCGCCAUACCAAUGGGUAACACUAACAGAAGAAGAUCCUAUUGGAGCUUUUAGCGAACAUACAGCAGUGAUGGCUAACAAUUAUAUGAUAUUUGCGUUUGGUAAAAAUGAAUCAGAAACAAAGGAAUUGAAAUCUAAUAACAAAGAUAUAUAUAAAUUAAAUAUAUCAGAUCCAUUAAAGUAUAAAUGGUCAUUAUUAGCUAGUUUUGAAGGGAAACCUACAUCAACUACAUCAUCAAACAGUUCCAGUUCUGCUUCUACUCCCAUUCAAACGGAUGUAUCGGUUGGUAAUAGCUCAUUUUCGAAAAAUUUUGAAUUAAAGGCACGUUGGGUUGUUACAAUCGUUGUUGUAAUAGUAGCUCUUAUAUGCAUAUCAAUAUUUGCCGUUUAUAGAACAAGACAAUAUAGAAACAAAAAUAGGGUUAAGAAUACUUAUCAACAUAAAUUAUCUAGUAAUGAUGAAUUAGAUAAAAAUUAUAUUUGAAAGAAAUAUUGUAUUGAUUACAAUAAACCUUCUUUCGACGCUUUAUAUAUAUAAUGGUUAGUAGCGUACAAGUACUGUAAAUUAGAAUAUUAUAUGUAUGAUAUGUCUCUGACGAACUGAAGCGCGUCAGAUGUCAAUUUUGAAUAGUUUACUACAAGUGAACUAUUUUUUUUAUUAAUAAAUA
Messenger RNA from Rhizophagus irregularis DAOM 181602=DAOM 197198, 937 nucleotides. RefSeq lists its product as uncharacterized. The record is from RefSeq and is a predicted model, not a curated record. NCBI's taxonomy places the organism in Eukaryota, Fungi, Glomeromycota, Glomeromycetes, Glomerales, Glomeraceae. Gene Ontology annotation, molecular function: protein binding.